Molecule: messenger RNA, 984 nt
Organism: Caenorhabditis briggsae
Lineage: Eukaryota; Metazoa; Nematoda; Chromadorea; Rhabditida; Rhabditidae
Exons: 6
Coding region: 1-984 (327 amino acids)
Source: RefSeq, a predicted model, not a curated record
AUGGUUUCUAGUUUGCCCACAGUGCUUCCCUCAAUGUAUCUCCGGGGCAUUUUCCUAUACUUGCUAUUUGUGGCUAGAGCUUCGAGCAAUGACUGGUUCACUCUGAUUGUGAAAUUCGGAAAACCAGUUGAGUUUUCGGGUGGUUUUGUGUCUCAAGAAGGCUCAUACAGCCAUCAGGAUUAUGUUAAUGAAUGUAACAAUGUAAUCAACUGCAUUGUGGCUCAUUUCGAUGGAUCUGUUUGCACGAUUUAUGAAUUCGGAUCUGUUGAAAAAGUACAAUUGUUUGAAACCAAAAAUGCGAAUGAGAUUUUGUUCAAAAUCAACUAUCUCGGAAAAGUUUGUCCUCCUGAACCCCUUGAUGCAUUGCCAAUUGUAUCGGAAAUGGCUGAUGAGGGCUUUAAAAACACACAAUUUCAAUUUACAAUUGACAAGGACGCCGAUGGAUUGCUCACUUUUAAAUACAAUACCAUUCGUUCUUGCCCUCCUGGAUUCACCAAGUUCACCCGUCCCACUGGAGAGUACUGUCUUUUCCUUUACGCAAAUAUUUACGAAUCUUUCACAUAUUCUGAUGCAUACAACAGUUGUAUCGAUAAAUAUGACGCUAUUCUUUCUGGACUGGAAACGGAAGAGGAACGAUUAUUCGUGGCUGAACAAGGUCGACUAGCAAACAUGAAUGACACUUAUGCAGGAAAUUUAUACUGGAUUUCGGGGUACCGAAAGUAUGAAUGCUCGAGACCUGAACAACUGGAGAAUCCAAAAUGGAUUUAUCAUUGUCAUCUCACAAAUAAAACUGGAUACAAAUGGGCGGAAGGAAAUCUGGGAACUGUUGAAGAAUCUGGCUAUCUUCAAAGUUGCAUUGUCUUGUGGACUCAAAGAGUCGAAGGAGUUCUCCAUGGAUUAACUGACGAUGCCACCUGUACAAUGGACAAGACACGAUAUGCUGCUGCUCGUGGAUUUCUUUGUGGAAAAGAAGCUGGAAGAUAA